AUGGCGUCACCACAACAGCCACAGGUCUAUCAGACCAAGCCCGAGUACUCGUCCUCGGUCCUGGUCAGAGGCACACCUGACUAUGAGCGCUGCCGGCGCAUGAACCCCAGCUCGGCCACGCCAGACCGCUACCCGCAGGAGAUUCACGUUCCACGCACACCCCAGGAUAUCGCCGCGGCACUGCGCAAGGCGGCCUCGCUGGGCGUGCACGUGGGCAUCCGCAGCUCGGGUCACGUCUUUGGCCUGGGCGCGCUCGUGCAGGACGGUAUCAUGAUCGACACCGUCAACCUCAACCGCGGCGUCGAGUACGACCCGGCCACGCAGGAGAUCACGUUCGGGCCGUCGGUCCGCGUCGAGGAGGUCGCCGGCAAGCUCAAGGAGAUCAAACGCUUCUUCCCACACGGGCACGCACCCACGGUCGGCGCGGGCGGGUUCCUCCUCGCGGGAGGGCAGGGCUGGUUCGUGCGCGGCUGGGGCGCGACGGCGCAGUCGUGGAUCACCAAGAUGGAGAUUGUGGUGCCGGACGGCCGCGUCCUGAUGGCCAGCCGGACAGUGAACCAAGACCUGUUCUGGGCGGCGCGCGGGAGUGGGCUGGGUUUCUUCGGCGUGGUCACGCGCUUCUGGGGCCGCACGAUCCCGGCAUCGAGGCUCUGGGAGCGCAGCUUCACCUUUGUCGUGGGCGACAGGUACGAGCAGCUCAUGACGUGGGCGCUGACCAAGGGCGACGAGACGCCCAAGUACGGCACCGACCUGAACAUGACCAUCUACUACCCGGACAAGUACGACCCGCUGUGCACUGGGGAUGCGGUGCCCGAAGACAAGACGCUGCACAUGUCGCUGUCGCUGCAGUGCUACGCGGACACGCAGGCGCAGGCGCGCGUCUUGCUGUCCGCUUACGACGGCGAGAUGCCGCCCGCCGUGAGGGACGCGCUGAUCGAGAUGAAGCCCGUGACCGAGACGUCGUUCCAGCGCAUCUUCCGCACCAAGCGCGGGUUCAUCGGGCUCGGCGGCGACCAGCGCUGGAGCAUCCUGUCCAUUCUGUCGGACCCAGGCACGCCGCUUCCCCGGCUGCUCGAGAAGUGCAAGCCCGCGCUGACGGAGCUGCCGACGCGCACGAGCGUCGUCUUCAUCUGCACGUGCGACAUUGUGCCCGACGAGCAGGACUCGGCCGUCUCGAUCCCCCAGCAGUACUACAUCUCCACCAUCACCCAGUGGACCGACCCGGGACUCGAGCCGGGCAUAUACCAGCCCAUGCGGGACAGGUACAAGGCCACGCUGCCCGUGGCGGCGGGCACGUACGUGGCUGACUAUGAUGUCACCAACGACGACGCGAACGGGCGGGUCAUGAGCGACUCGGCGCUCGCGAGGUUCCUGGAGAUCCGCCAGAAGUGGGAUCCCAAAGGGCUGUUUCCCAACUACAAGAGGUUCAUCGAGACUCACGAGAAGAUCCGGCGGAUGGAGAGCAAGGCGAGGCUGUAG
Molecule: messenger RNA, 1479 nt
Organism: Microdochium trichocladiopsis
Lineage: Eukaryota; Fungi; Ascomycota; Sordariomycetes; Xylariales; Microdochiaceae
Product: oxidoreductase, FAD-binding protein
Exons: 1
Coding region: 1-1479 (492 amino acids)
Molecular function (GO): FAD binding; oxidoreductase activity
Source: RefSeq, a predicted model, not a curated record